Rhodofomes roseus is the source of this 1130-nucleotide messenger RNA. RefSeq lists its product as uncharacterized. Lineage: Eukaryota; Fungi; Basidiomycota; Agaricomycetes; Polyporales; Fomitopsidaceae. The transcript has a single exon. The coding region runs from base 460 to 987 and encodes 175 amino acids. The record is from RefSeq and is a predicted model, not a curated record.
UUUCGGCCUCUGCGGCCUGCUCAAUACCUUCAAUAGAGCAGCCAUCCAUGUAUAUUACACUAAUAAAACACACUACGGUAACAGAUCAUUACAAACAGCACGGCGAGGUGAAUACCAUGCUAUUGCACGAUGUGAAUCAUGUUCCGGCUACAAACAUUUCUGACGGAAGAUCUACAUGUUCACGCGGGUCAGAACGGGCGACCGGUGGACCAGGCGGGCGGACAAGCGGGUGUGCAUGCCUACAUAGUCGCACGGAUGAACGGUCGGCUGGACCAGCGGGCAAACAUGCCUACAUGAACAAGCCAGAGACUGUGCAGACAGGCGGGUGAGUGAGCAAACAGGUGAGCAUAACGGUUAGUACGACCAUUAGGUCGUCCCGGAGCGUGUUCGUGCAGUGCGCACUAGGAGCUUCGCGUUCGUCAUCCAUUGGUGCAGAGGCAGGAGGUGGGGACACCGGGCAUGCAGCGAUGCAUGUCCUGUGCCUCGCUGCACGUUGGACAGGGCAUGACCUUGGUCAUUCCCGGGCAUGUCCACGCAAUCCGCACACGGCGAACGUUUCGUUGGCCGAUAUACGGGGGGUGGCAAGGUAGCUGCGUCCGGCGAGGGCGUACCUUUGAGAGUCGAGCCUUUGUGCUCAUUCUGCCUGUACACCACAUGCCCUUCCCCUCGUUCCUCUUCGUGCUCUCCUCGCAUCCUCCUCGCCGCACGUUCCUCGCGUUCUGUGUGUCUCCUUGUUGCCCUGCGCUCUUCAUAACCCCCGCGCGGCCAUGUUACUCGGUGCUGGACUUGCACGCGCGUUGUGCAAGUUCUGGGCGGCGUGGCGGGAUACGAGUUGAACUGCCCACGAGUACAACCGCGUGUUUUUGGCGUUUGUCGACCUUGGAGUCACGGAGGACCUUCUCGACGGGGUCGAGGGUAGCACUACAGAAGAGGUCGUUGCACAGCCUCGAAGCGAGCACGGGUGAGGUACAGACCCUGAUGAUGUGAGCGCUGAGUGUGCCCACGGCUGCGACGAUUCGGAGGAAGCUACUUACAUGUUUGUUGAGACUGUUACUGCAUGCCAGUGUACAGAGGUUGAGAUGCGACGCAGUUGCGUGUUGCGGCGUUGCACAAACCCGCUCAAGGCCGCC